Messenger RNA from Morchella importuna, 1026 nucleotides. RefSeq lists its product as uncharacterized. The coding region runs from base 1 to 1026 and encodes 341 amino acids. NCBI's taxonomy places the organism in Eukaryota, Fungi, Ascomycota, Pezizomycetes, Pezizales, Morchellaceae. The transcript is spliced from 3 exons. The record is from RefSeq and is a predicted model, not a curated record.
AUGGCCUUCACCACAACAACCCACACCAUCCCCGCCUCCUACCCCCGCGAGCACCUCCGCGGCACCACCCCCCACUCCCCGCGCCUCCACCUCGUCAUAAACCAAUACACACCCCUCUCCGCCACCCCCCCCUCCCCAGGCGACCUAACCCUCCUCUUCUGCCACGCCAACGGCUUCCCCAAAGAGCUCUACGAGCCCUUCUUCACCGACCUGCACUCCGCCUACAGCGCCAGCAGCCAGCGCAUCCGCUCCAUCUGGGCGCUCGACGCCGCGCACCAAGGCGCCUCCGGCAUCCUCAACGAGCGCCACCUCGGCGACGAGCCCUCCUGGAACGACCUCCCGCGCGACGUCCUCCACGCCGUCAACACGGCGGCGCUGAUGCACCCGGGGCUGUUUGAGGCGCUGGUGCUGCUGGACCCCGUGGUGGAGGAGAAUGAGCGCUUCCCGCACGUGGCCAGUCAUCCGGCGGCGGCGACGGCGCGGAGGAGGGAUGUGUGGGCCGGGAUGGAGGAGGCGGAGAGGUUUAUUAGGGGGAGGCCGUUUUAUAAGCGCUGGGAUCCGAGAGUGGUGGAGCUGUAUCUAAAACACGGCUUCCGCGCGCUCCCAACCGCAAUCUACCCCGACGCCACCGGCGUCACCCUCGCAACGACAAAGCACCAGGAAGUGUACACCUUCCUCCGGCGCAUGCCUGACGGUACCCUCGGGCGUCCCGAGCCGGGCGUGACCUUCCGGGCGCUGAAGCAGCUUGUUCCGCCGGUGCUCUACAUUGUCGGCAGCGAGUCGACGGUCUGCAUACCGGAGGUGAACCAGCGGAAGAUGGAGAACACGCCCAAGGCGGAGAUGGAAAUGGUGGAGGGCGCCGGACACCUUGUUCCGAUGGAGGCGCCGGGCGAGACGGCGGCGCUGGCGGCGAGGUAUUUGGUGAGGCUGGUGAAGAGGUGGGGGAAGGAGGUGGAGAAGGAUGAGGGGGUGGUGAGGGAGAGGGUUCUGGGGGAGGAGUGGUUGGGGUUGUUGGCAAAGUUGUAG